AGUGAUGGUUACUCGUUGGCCUGAGAGGUUUAGUGUGUUCAAAUUUGGUGUCAAUUCGCCCAUUGGGUUUUGAGUUAUGUUACUCCCACAAACGAACACUACAUUUUUAUUUAUAUAGAUAUAUAUAUAAGGGAUGCUCAACCUGUAAUCGCUUUUUGCUGCGGGAUUAUCUGUGCCACGGAUGGAGGAGGGGAUGUUCGGUGCAGGAUUAAUGGGAGCUACUCAAUCUCAUCCAUGUGCUUCUUUCUCUUUUUUCCCCUUCCUUGGCUUUGAGAAGGAAAGAUUUCUUUCUUGUGUGUAUGCAGGGUAUGUAUUUGGGCACCCCAAAGUACUUGGAGUGGAACUAGCCAAAGCCAUGGUGGGAUGAUGGAGAGGAGUCUGCCCUAAACCCCCAUGUCUUUCGAAGGAAGGAGCAAAACAGCCAGGGAGGAGGAAUCCAAGGGUUCGGAUCCACCAUGCGCUUUGAGGCCUUAGGAAUUAUUUCAUUCCUCCUCCUUCUCUUUGCAUCUGAAUCUCUCUGGGGCGAAGAAUUGGAAGCACAUUCAGAUACUUACUGGUCAGGAACGGCUCCUAUCUGCCUUGGAGGCUGCAAAGGGAAGCACAAAGAAUUGAAAAAGAGCCAAUGUGGAAAUGGAAGUUGCUGCUGGUUGGGAUAUAAAUCCUUUUGCCGAGUGAACUGUGGCCGACCGGAAGCAGAGUUCAAUUCGGUGGUCUAUGGCAAUGACUGGUGGGUGGGAUCUGUAGUGCGCUACCGCUGCCGGGCAGGGUUCCUGCUGGUGGGUGACCCGGCCAGCGCCUGCCAGUCCAGCGGGCACUGGACCCCCAAGCCAACUUGCCUUCGGAUCUGCCUCCGAGGCCGGAUCGAGAUCAACGAGCGGGACAUUGAUGGGAGCUGCUCCUCCACCUGCCCCAAGAAGGCCCACCUGGGGGCCCUCCUCAACCACGGCUGCAUCAAGAUCUCCGCCUGCGUCACCAAGCAAUCCGGCUGGACUCGGUGGUUCUCCCGCUGUGACUUCUGCGAGUGCGACUGCUACGUCCCGUGCUCUUCAUCGAUCUAACAUCCAUCUAGAUGGAAUUCUGAUAUUGUGAUAUGACGACUUCCCGCUGCCAAAGGAAUUGCGAUAUUGUGAUAUGCCGACUUCUAGGUAAGUGUUAGAGAUGUACCCAUUCCAACGAAUGAAAAAUCCAAAAUCCAAAAACCAGUAGAGUCUCUUUAUCUGGAGGUUUUAAAGCAGAAGCAGGAUGGCCAUCAGUCAGGAGGGCUUCAAUUGUGGAUUACUUCAUGGCAAAAUGGGGGUUGGACUGGAUGGCCUUUGGGGGUUCCCUUCCAAUUCUAAGAUUCUGUGAUGUUUCAGAAAAUCCCAAUGUAGCUGAAGUAUUCAGCUGUUGAGAGCCAUAGCUCAAGGUUGUUGUUGUUGUUGUUGUUGUUGUCACUGUUAGGAUAGAGCUCUUGAUUGACAUGGAGAAGGUCCAGGUUUAAUCUCCAAUUGUUGUUGUUGUUAGGACAGAGCUCUUGAUUGACAUACAGAAGGUCCAGGUUUAGUCCCCAAUUGUUGUUUUUGUUGUUGUUGUUGUUGUUGUUCUUGUUGUUGUUGUUGUUUUUAUUGUUAGGACAGAGCUCUUGAUUGACAUGCAGAAGGUUCAGGUUU
This is a messenger RNA of Anolis sagrei ordinatus, 1649 nucleotides long. The record is from RefSeq and is a predicted model, not a curated record. Lineage: Eukaryota; Metazoa; Chordata; Lepidosauria; Squamata; Anolidae.